Messenger RNA from Fopius arisanus, 501 nucleotides. RefSeq names its product chymotrypsin-1. Gene Ontology annotation, molecular function: serine-type endopeptidase activity. Lineage: Eukaryota; Metazoa; Arthropoda; Insecta; Hymenoptera; Braconidae. The record is from RefSeq and is a predicted model, not a curated record. Gene Ontology annotation, biological process: proteolysis.
GCGUCUGCGAAGUAGCUAGCAUUAAUCAUGGUGGAAAUGAUUGGGUUGCCGUUGCUCCUAAGUCUCUUUCUUCAGGCCAAUGGUGGACGCGUUGGCCGGAUGACAGGUGGUACAGAGGCACCAGAGCACAAGUAUCCGUAUCUGGUGUCCUUUCGACAAAGCCAGGAUCCUAAUCACACCGAGGAGUAUUUUCAUUUCUGCAGUGGAUCUAUUCUCAAUAAAUAUUGGAUUCUCACUUCUGCUUCGUGCUUUGCUAAUCGAAACCCUAAGGUGACGUGGGCAGUGGUGGGUACAAACGACUUCUUCAAGGGUGGAGAUAAAUACAAAAUUGACAAUAUCGUUUUCCAUGAAAACUAUGAUAAACGUUAUCGGGACAAUAUUGCAGUCGCCCGUGUUGCUGGGGAAAUCGAGUUCAAUGACAAUGUGCAACCAAUCACGCUGUACACUAAUGAGUUCACACGAUAUGGCGCGGCGGGCACAAUUGCCGGCUGGUCUGUCAAG